UAUAAAGCAAAAAUUCGUCAGUUAAUGUCAUCAAGUUUUGGUAACAACACAGGCUUCGAAAAUGGCAUCCGCAUCAGUAAUAAUUGUUGUAGCUCUAGUGCUAGCUCCAGGUCUACAUUCCGCAGUUGUGCAGACCGGAGAUUUGCCUAGUAUCUCUAACUACCCUCAAGCCAUUCACGACAACGUACAAAUACUUCCAGAACUUAUCGAAGUUCCAGUAUUUAGACCUCUUCCUCUACCCGUUCCAGUGCCAGAAGUUGCUCUACCAGAACUUGCACCAGCGCCUUUAAGAAACCCAUGUGAUGCUUGCUUCAGUUACAUGACUGCUCUUAUCGACCAACUUGCAACAGUCCCAGAAAUUCAACCACAUCCAAUGCCUGAAGUUGGAAGUCGACCACUUCCAGAAUUUAUUCCUAUCGUACCUCUUCCUGUUCAGCCAGAGUUCAUACCACUUCCCUUAAUAAUCGACCAAUGAAACUGUAGCGCAGCUAUUACCAAAUAAAAUCUAAAGAAAUA
Messenger RNA from Anoplophora glabripennis (Asian longhorned beetle), 516 nucleotides. RefSeq lists its product as uncharacterized. The transcript has 2 exons. The record is from RefSeq and is a predicted model, not a curated record. NCBI's taxonomy places the organism in Eukaryota, Metazoa, Arthropoda, Insecta, Coleoptera, Cerambycidae. Bases 62 to 475 code for a protein of 137 amino acids.